Molecule: messenger RNA, 1020 nt
Organism: Diutina rugosa
Lineage: Eukaryota; Fungi; Ascomycota; Pichiomycetes; Serinales; Debaryomycetaceae
Gene: SGT2
Product: Sgt2p
Exons: 1
Coding region: 1-1020 (339 amino acids)
Biological process (GO): post-translational protein targeting to endoplasmic reticulum membrane
Cellular component (GO): membrane; TRC complex
Molecular function (GO): molecular adaptor activity; protein binding
Source: RefSeq, a predicted model, not a curated record
AUGCCCUACACCAACAAGGACGUGGCCUUGGCCAUUAUUGACUUCUUGCAGACCUCCGUGCAAAAGAAGGACGUGCCUGAGGACUACGCCGAAUCGUUGGACGUCGCCAUCGACUGCAUUGGCGAUGCUUUUGGCGUCGACAAGCUGAAGGCGGCUAAGAUCAACGGCCAAUCGCUCGUUGACAUCGUCAACGGUGCUUCGUCGCCGUCGUCCUCGGCUGCUGCUACUAAGGAGAAGGCUGCUGCGGCUACUUCCACUGUCGACGAAGCCACUAAGGCCGAAGCCGACGCCCUCAAGGCUGAAGGCAACAAGGCGAUGGCUGCCCGCAACUUCUCGGAAGCCAUUGCCAAGUACACCCAGGCGAUCGAGCUUGACCCGUCCAACGUCGUCUACCUCCUGAACCGGGCGGCGGCGUUCUCGUCGCUGGGCCAGCACGACAUGGCCAUCACCGACGCCGAAAAGGCCAUCGAGCUCGACCCCAGCUUCUCCAAGGCCUACCUGAGAAUGGGGCUUGCUAAGUACGCUCUGGGUGACGCCAAGGGCGCCAUGGACGCCUACAAGAAGGGGCUCGACAUUGAGGGCGGCACCCCCAGUGAAGCGAUGCAAAAGGGCUACGAAACCGCCAAGAAGCGCGUCGAAGCCGACUUGGAAAAGUCCAUUGACACCACCCUGACCCCGGCCGCCGGUACCGGGGCUGCUGGCGCUGGUGGUAUGCCUGACUUCUCGUCGAUGUUCGGCGGCGGCAUGCCCUCGCUCGGCGAGAUGAUGAACAACCCCCAGGUGAUGCAAGCGGCGCAAGAGAUGAUGUCGAACCCGCAAGCGAUGCAGAACUUGUUGAGCAACCCUGCGGUCAAGCAGAUGGCCCAGCAAUUCGGGUUGGGCGGUGAAAACGGCCCCGACUUGUCGGGGUUGAUGAACAACCCGAUGUUGAGCUCGUUCAUGGGUGGUGCUGGCGGUGCUGGCGGUGCUGGCGGUGCCAACGGCGGUGCUUCCGACGCCUCGAAGAAGAACGAAGAGUAA